CUGACCUAGCUCUACAUAUACAUCUCUUAAUCCAAUGUCAUCCCAAUCUGCUCUUUCUCCUCCAUCACAAACUACCAUGUCUGAAACUGCUGGUCUAACAGUAACCAGCUGCUUCCAACCAGGCAUUUGUGGAGAUGGGUUCAAUAAAUUUGAAUCUCUAGACAAUAUAACUCGUGCCCACGUCGAAGAGAAAAUCGACCAAUUAAAAGUAAUGGUGAGGGGACUAUUGACGUCAACUGCAUCUGGUUUAUCCCAUCAGCUGAAAUUAAUUGAUGACAUCCAGCGUUUAGGAGUGCCAUACCAUUUUCAAACAGAAUUAGGAAAAGCACUGGAAAAUAUUCAUGCUCAAUUAAUUGGACAUGAUAGUGAUCUGGACCUAUACUAUGAGUCUCUUCGUUUUCGUCUAUUAAGACAACAUGGAUAUAACAUUUCAUCUGAUAUAUUCAGCAAAUUCAAAGAUGCACAAGGUUCCUUCCAGAAGAGCUUAAGUACCGAUGUUCUGGGGUUGCUAAGCUUGUACGAAGCAACACAUUUUAGGGUACAUGGAGAAGAAAUACUUGAAGAGGCUCUUGUUUUCACCACCAAGAACCUUGAAUUGGCCAUUAGCCAGGUGAGCUACCCACUAACAGCACAAAUAUCUGAAGCCCUAGAAAGACCUCUGCGGAAAUGUCCAGAAAGAAUAUCUGCCAGGAAGUACAUGCCAAUCUACCAAGCCAGGACUACGCAUAAUGAAGCAUUACUGAAAUUGGCAAAGUUAGACUUCAAUCUGGUUCAAUAUUUACACAAAGAAGAGCUUAGUGAGGUUACCGGGUGGUGGAAGGAGCAAGAGUUUGAAAAGAAAUUCCCUCUUGCAAGGCACAGGAUUGUGGAGUGUUACUUUUGGAUGGUGGGUAUGUAUUAUGAACCUCAAUACUCGUUUGGGAGAAAAACUGGAGCAAAAUUGUGUGCUUUAGCUACAAUGUUGGAUGAUGCCUUCGAUUCAUAUGGUGCCACAUAUGAAGAACUCAAGAUAUUUCGUGAAGCAUUUGACAGAUGGGACAUCAACUUUUGCAUGGAUGGCUUACCAACAAACAUGAAAAUAUAUUAUCAUGCACUUUUGAGUGCAAUGAAAGAAAUUGAAGAGGACCUGGAGAAACAAGGACUAGCAUACCAAGCUCACUAUGGAAAACAAGUUUUGAAGAAUCAGGCAAGAGACUACCUCAUCGAGGCCAAAUGGGUCAGCGAAGGACGAACCCUAACCAUGGAGGAAUACAUGCCUGUUAGAGCACGUUCUUCUGGUGCUUGUAUGACUGUAGUGUUCGCUGCAUUUGGAAUGAGCGGUAAUGUUACCAAAGAAUCAUUCGACUGGAUUUUGCAGUGGCCUAAAAGUGUUUGGGCUGCCGCUGUCCAUUUCAGGCUCAUGGAUGACAUUGGGGGGAGCAACGUUGAGAAAGAACCGGGGGAUUCUGCUUCUUGUAUUGAUAUAUAUAUGAAGCAAUACGGGGUCUCAUUGGAGGAGGCAAUCGAUGUGUUUAACAAGCAAAUUGCGGAUUGCUGGAAGGAUAUAAAUGAGGAUUUUAUAAGACCAAUUCCUGCGCCAGUGCCUGUGCUCAUGCUCCCUCUUAAUUUCUCAAGAAAUGCUGAUCUGAUAUACAAAGAAAACGACGGAUUCAAACAUGUCGGGAAAGUAGUAAAACAUGGUAUCGAUGCACUUUUCGGUGAUCCAGUGCCACUCGAGUAAGAUUAUGUGCUUCGAAAGAAUCAGUAUUAUGCUUACCAAUAAUAAGUUGAUCAUUCAUAUACGUAUUGUGUUGUUGUUCCUGCUAUUAAGAAGCUGUGCUCUCGAUCGACACCCUUUUCCUUAACUCAAGCCUCUGUGUUGUGUUGUAUGCCUUGUACUGGUACUGUGGCAACCUGUUUACC
Argentina anserina (silverweed cinquefoil) is the source of this 1902-nucleotide messenger RNA. Its product is annotated as (-)-alpha-pinene synthase-like. Gene Ontology annotation, molecular function: magnesium ion binding; terpene synthase activity. The record is from RefSeq and is a predicted model, not a curated record. Bases 35 to 1720 code for a protein of 561 amino acids. The transcript is spliced from 7 exons. Gene Ontology annotation, biological process: diterpenoid biosynthetic process. NCBI's taxonomy places the organism in Eukaryota, Viridiplantae, Streptophyta, Magnoliopsida, Rosales, Rosaceae.